This is a messenger RNA of Arabidopsis thaliana (thale cress), 955 nucleotides long. RefSeq names its product excitatory amino acid transporter. The transcript is spliced from 3 exons. NCBI's taxonomy places the organism in Eukaryota, Viridiplantae, Streptophyta, Magnoliopsida, Brassicales, Brassicaceae. The coding region runs from base 115 to 360 and encodes 81 amino acids. The record is from RefSeq and is marked reviewed.
GGCAAUGUAUGUGGGGAAAACAUUGUGAAGCUAAGUCCGAGUAGUCACUUAACCGGAGAUCGGAGACUCAUCGUUGCAACAACAACAAAUUUCAGAAGAUCCGAAGACGAAACGAUGCCUAUAAGUGCGACAAUGGUCGGAGCUUUGCUGGGUCUCGGUACCCAGAUGUACUCCAACGCCCUCCGCAAGCUCCCUUAUAUGCGUCAUCCGUGGGAGCAUGUGGUGGGUAUGGGACUUGGUGCUGUGUUUGCGAACCAGCUCGUGAAAUGGGAUGUGAAGCUUAAGGAAGAUCUUGAUGUGAUGCUCGCUAAGGCUAGAGCUGCUAAUGAGCGCCGUUACUUUGAUGAAGAUCGGGAUUAAUUUUGCGUGAUCUUUGAAGUCUUCAGAAAAGAAAUAUCUUCCCCUGAACUCAUCUCAAGUGCUUGUUUUGUCUGAUCUUUCCUGUAUAAGCGUUUCUUCUCCUUCUCUUUGACUUCAGCUCUGGAGUUCUUUUCAUUCACUGUUUUCGAAUAUGAACCUAAAGAUUUGUGUUUUCACAAUCUGAAUCUGUUUGUAUCUGGUUAAUAAUGGCGAAAUGAUAAACCUUGCAAUCUACCUUCUGUUAUGAGAAUAGAGUUUCAGAAUCAGAAUCAGAAUCAUUCUGUUUAAAAUUUGGUUUAAGUUGUAUUACAAGUACAUGCAAAAGACAAUAAGUGUUUUUGUAGCAGAUGGAUCAAGUUCGAAACAAUCUUUGUACUGAAAGAAACCAUGUCAUCUAUACAAAGCAGAAACAGAAUUUCAGAAGAAAAAAUUUAAAGUUGGCAGUUUUCAUGUCUCCAAAGACAUUUGCAGGUGUCAGUUUUUUUACAGCUUCUUAUAACCGGCCGUUCUGUUGUUGUAGACAUGGAGAAGACUAUCACAAGCUUGCCUAGAAGAUGGUCUCUCUUGGGGAGAAGUUUUUGUGCACUGAAGUGCA